CUCAUCUCUUUACUGUGGCGUCACCAUGAAUUCAACCUUCCUCGAGCCUGCUUUGGUUGGGUAGAGUGAGCUAUAAAGGAAGACGAUCUCAACCUCUUCUGACUUCAUUCCAACUUCAAAAAUAAUUAGAACAAUCAAUGUUCAUUGAGUUCACACACAUUCAGAGGCCCAGCGUCAAAACACCCAAGUAAAAUCACGAUGGAUAGCCUCAAGAACGUAACUGGGUUGGCACAACCAUCAGAGGAGCAGAAGCAAGAAAUAUACAACAAACUCCCAGAAGAACAGAAGAAGAAACAAAAAUACCGCCAAUGGGCUGCGGAAGUAUACAACGAUCAAUACGAAAAAUGGAUGCCAUGGAUCGAAGACCAAUACCUGUGGUGGUUUGGGAAGGGAGAUAACAAAGCUAGUUAUGCCACCAAAGGUAGGCAAUUGCACUCCCCGCUUGUAGAGAGACGAAUGUAGGAAAUCAAAAUAGACUGACAAGAACAACAGACACACUCAACAAAACCAAAGUCACUGGCAUUUCUCAAGUAGAUCAGCUCCAAGACGACGUGCAUAACCUGGUUGGAAAUCAGGUCGGGGAGAAUGGAUUCCUCGCUCCUAUUGGGAACAUGGCCUCGAAAGAAGGUAUCAACCGAGCAGAGCGUGGUGGGAAGGACGACAAGGGAAGUUAUGGACCGCUGGGUAUAGUUGGCGAGGGCGCAAAGAACGCAAGCCAAGGUGUUGUCGGUGGUGCACAAAGUGUUGGAGGCGGAGCAAUGAAUGGCGUGAAAGGAGCUGGAGGGUAUAUCGGAGGGAUGUUUGAAGGAUGAAAGAAGGAGUG
Hymenoscyphus albidus is the source of this 823-nucleotide messenger RNA. NCBI's taxonomy places the organism in Eukaryota, Fungi, Ascomycota, Leotiomycetes, Helotiales, Helotiaceae. The record is from the annotation of a GenBank genome assembly.